CAUUACAGACAGUAAAUUCGGUGUUCUGGAUAGUUUUAGAGAAAAUAACCAUUUGAGCAGACUUUUUCUCUUUUUAAGGAGCCAAACCGUUCAUCUGAGCGACUCCCAGUCGGGAUAAGGCAACAGCAACCUCCGAGGUCCAGGUCCUCCGGGGAUCCCAGGGGUUCCGGAGACGCGCGUGCGGGCUCCUCCCCGCCCCCAACGCUGCAGCUGCACGGAGUUUCCGGGAAGGCGGGGCGCUUUGGUCUGGUGGCGCUGCGCUCAGGGGUCCGAGGUAGGGAAUCAUGGCAGCUGACGAAAACAAUGAAAAACAAGUUUUUAAGGAGGAUUGGCUAGAUGAAGACUUAAUGGAAGAUAAACAAACUAAGAAAUUACUUGAUGACAUGUUAAAGGAAAAUAUCGACUUAAAGGUGCAGAUCCAAAAGCUUAAAGAGGAGUUACAGGAGAUCACCGGGCAUGCUCAGAUUAAAGAGGACAUUCCGGAAACAAAGAUGAAAUUCACAUCUUUAGAGAAUCCUGAGAACGAGAGCCAGUUUUUAAAUAUCUCCUGUUCAUUUCAAGUGAGCUCGCCAGUUCCUUACGAGCUACAAAAGGGAGAAGCGCUUAUCACCUUUGAAGAAGAAGAAGUUGCCCAAAAUGUGAUCAGAAUGAGGAAACACCAUGUGCACAUAAAGGACAUAGCCGUGGAGGUCAUGGCCACACCAGUUUCCUUAAAAUCAGGCGUCAGAUUCCAGGUUCAUGUAGAAGUGUCUAAAGUGAAGAUCACCGUUACUGAAAUUCCUGAUGAGUUGCCUGCAGACCUGAUGAGAGACAAGCUAGAACUGAGCUUUUGUAAGUCCCGAAAUGGAGGCGGAGAAGUGGAGUGCGUGGAGUACGACGAGCAGGCCGGAAGUGCUGUCAUCACAUUUGUGGAAAGUGGAGUUGCUGAGAGGAUUUUGAAAAACAAAGACUUUCCUCUUUAUAUAAAUCAAGACUGCCAUAGGGUUGCUGUUUCUCCGUACAUGGAAACACACCUGAAAAAGUUCCAGGUAUUUUCAGGAAUAUCUAAGAGGACGGUGCUUCUGACUGGCAUGGGAGACCUUGACAUGAUGGAUGAGGAGACCGUAGAGGAUUUAAUUGGCAUUCACUUCCAGCGGGAGAAGAACGGAGGUGGAGAAGUAGACGCGAUCAAAUGUUCUCUCCAUCAACCUUACAUAGCAUACUUUCAAGAAUAGGCUUAUGGAGUCAUGACAACUAGGGCUUCUGAGCCCAAAUUACCAUCAGCAUUAGGGAAAAAUGAGUUUCUUUCUCCUUUAAAAAAAAUGGAAGCUUUAAUUCUUAGUGUCCAUAUAUUCUUGGAGACAAAUAUAUUUUCAUGCUUCUGAUUGUU
Artibeus jamaicensis (Jamaican fruit-eating bat) is the source of this 1369-nucleotide messenger RNA. RefSeq names its product N-myc and STAT interactor (gene NMI). The record is from RefSeq and is a predicted model, not a curated record. The transcript has 8 exons. Gene Ontology annotation, cellular component: cytoplasm. Bases 285 to 1214 code for a protein of 309 amino acids. Lineage: Eukaryota; Metazoa; Chordata; Mammalia; Chiroptera; Phyllostomidae.